This is a messenger RNA of Guyanagaster necrorhizus, 1036 nucleotides long. Its product is annotated as terpenoid synthase. NCBI's taxonomy places the organism in Eukaryota, Fungi, Basidiomycota, Agaricomycetes, Agaricales, Physalacriaceae. Gene Ontology annotation, molecular function: carbon-oxygen lyase activity, acting on phosphates. The record is from RefSeq and is a predicted model, not a curated record. The coding region runs from base 50 to 1036 and encodes 328 amino acids. The transcript has 4 exons.
AUGUCUUCCCCGUCAUAUAUUGCAAUAUCCCAUAUGGAAUCUAUCCACGAUGGCCCCUUCUACGCUAUCUGUGGAAACGAUACGAUCUCUCAGAGAGAGCAUACAUCUACUCUUAGAUCGAUGCUCUGUCGAUCUUCAAACGCAGCGAUCCAUCCCAUUUGACAACGAACUGUUUUUGCUGGCGUGCAAAGAAGCAGCCCGCCAGAGUCUCAUCGUAGACGCGCACGUCACAGGGUCAUUCAGACCAUACAUAAAGCAAGGGGCCGACACCAUAACCGCCUGUUUCCCCCAUAUUCAGGACAUACCAUCUCGCGUUUACAUGAUCCUUUAUCUUGCGUCCUUCUUUUACCUCGACGACAAAUUCACUCCAGGAUACGAAUCGGACGGUGAAAACAUGGCCCAGGAACUUUUUAGAUGCGUGACGGGGAGAACGACUCCAAGCGAUCCCAUACAGAAGUUGUACUGGUUUCUUGUGACGGAGGCUCCAACCUUUUUCCCGAAUUCACCUGCGUCAAACAUCAUCAUUACAGGCAGCCUGAAUUUUAUCACGUCUGCCAUCCUUGACUCUCGCACGCAAGGAAUGAAUAUACCUGCGUCUGCCAAAAGAUACACAACAUUCUCCAGAGACAUGUCUGGCUUCAACGAAGUUUUUGGAAUAUUCAUAUUCCCAUCUUCCGUUCCCAUCACUGCGUACAUUACCGCUCUGCCAGAUUUGAUGGUAUUCAUAGGAUGUGCCAACGACGUGCUCUCUUUCUAUAAGGAAGAGAGUGCCGGGGAGGUAAUGAAUCAGGUUUCUCUUCUUGCCUCGUGUGACAACUGCCCCAAAAUCGAAGCUGUUCAGAAGCUCGUGGAUACCACCGUGCAAGCACAUCGGAACAUUUUAGAUACACUCUGCCCGAACAAAGUGGCGCUGCACGCAUAUUUGAGCUUUAGCGAUGGGUAUCUUAGAGCACAUAUUGGAAUUUCUAGAUAUCGUUUGGAAGAACUGGGUUUCCGCUCUGGACUGGUGUCCUUCGAUCCUAUGGCGUGUAUGUAG